UCAAAUAAAGGAGGUAAGUUUCUAAAGAAACUAAGAUGGUCUUUGACCUAUUAAAGAGGCCACCUAAAAUUGAAACGUUUCCACGAAAUACGAGUAAAUCUAACAAAGAUAGAAACCCCUGUAAAAGUAUGAGAUCAGGCGAACCUUGCAUUAUCGGGUAACGCGUGACCAUCUGUUACUAUGACCAUCGAAAACUUCGCGUGACCGCUGAGGUAGAGCCACUUUCCGCCAACGGCAUCAAACGAUGACGUCACGGGAACGUCCCUAAUUUGCUUCUAGAGUGAAGCCGAAGUGAUGUACUUUUUCUCUCAGAUUUACUGCUGUGAUUCGCUGAGUUGUCCCUUCUGUUUGUAAUUAAGCAGGAAGACCAUGGCCACAGCUGCUCCUCCAGUGACAUUUUCCUCUACUAAAGAGACCACCAAUUAUGCAAGACUUUGUCGUCUUCUGGUUGAUAUGGGAUCUUGUGUGCUACGGGACACAUUUGACAGGAUUAAUCCCCCAAGCGACCUUCACAACCACUUGGCGACACAUCACACCAAACUUCAGCAACUUCAAAAGAAAAAAGUCUUAAAUCCAACACAAUGGGGAAAGUUAUACCCAGCAAUGCCUUCCUCAGUAUCAUCAAAAAACUUUGACAUAACUCUUCUGACAGUCCUACUGAGGAACAUUUGUAGCUUAAGACCACCAGCCACUGGAUGGGAUGCACUUCCACCUGCCACAGAUAUGAGCACAGAGGCCGACAUUGCUCGAGUGAAAUACUUUAGAAAUACAGUGUAUGGCCAUGCUGAGAAGGCUUCUGUGGAUGAUGCUACAUUCAAUGUGUAUUGGCAAGACAUCAAAGAUGCUUUAGUGAGACUUGGAGGACCUGCAUAUGGAGUGGCAAUUGAUAAUCUUAAAAAUGAGUGCAUGGACCCUGUAUUUGAGGAACACUACAGAGAACUUCUAAAGGAAUGGAAAAGAGAUGAUGAUAACACCAAAGACAAACUGGACGAAAUUGAUCGGAAACUUGAAGAACUGAUUUUGAAAGCUUCAACAAGCACGCCAUUGCCAAAAGAUGUUGAAGAGCCAACUGAACUUAUAGAGAGGAUUCGCCAACUUUACCAGAUACGAGAAGGACGAAUUUCACCAUUUCCUUGGUGUGAGUUCUUCAACUUUGACAUUAACGACAUAUUUACCAUGCCAACCAUUGUCAGGCAAGACAAAACUAGAAAAAGAGCUGUAGAACAGGUAACCAGCAUAACUGGAGUCUUUAAACCUCACAGUGGAUGUUCCAAGCCCAGAACUGUCCUGAUUGAGGGAGAACCAGGAAUGGGUAAGACAACCUACUGUCAAAAGGUAGUGUAUGACUGGGCCAAUGGUAAAGAAACAGAUGCUUCUUUCCCAAAAAUUAAAUUGGUUCUCCUGCUCAAAUGUCAUGACAUGUCGGGCAACAUCUGGGAAGCCAUUGAUGAUCAGUUGCUUCCUCAAGAUAUUGAAGAAGAAGAAAGAGAGAACUUCUUCAAGUACAUUCGUGCCAAUCAGUCCCAGGUUCUGCUGGUUUUUGAUGGAUUGGAUGAAGCACCUACCAAUGUUAUGGAACUGUUUUCCCGCCUUGUUGAGAGCAGAGAACUCUCAAAGUGUCAUAUAAUUCUUACAUCCAGGCAAGAGGGGAGUGUUAAGAUUAGUAAGUUUUGUGACACCUUGCUUCAAAUGGAAGGAUUUGUUUCAGAUAAUUCUCACAAUUACAUCAUGCAUUACUUCAAAGACUUGGAGGCACAGGGACAAAACCUUUUGAUGGACAUAGAACAAAAUAUUGAACUUAGAGAACUGAUUGUCAAUCCCUUAUUCACAGCAAUGCUUUGCCUUGUUUAUGAAGAUUUAAAAGGUGGUCUGCCUCUAAGCAAGACUCAGUUGUAUCUUGAAAUCACAGAAUGCAUUCUUAAGAGAUUUUGCCAAAAACAAGGAUUGUCUCACAGUAAUGACGACCUAACUGAAGUUUUCAAGGAAGAGCUGGAACAAUUGGGAAGUAUAGCCUUGAAGGCCUUGAAGAAAGAUAAAAUGCAUAUUGAAGACAGUGAAUUUCCAGGAACAACAGGAAAAUCACCUCUAUUUGAAUUUUUAUCAGUUCAGUCUAACAGCAGCAAAAGAAGAUCCCAUACAUGCUACCGAUUUUCACACAAGAGUUUUCAAGAAUUCUUUGCAGGUCUUUAUCUCUCCAACCAAAUUUUGAAAGGGGAAACAGACUUUGAGAUGCUGCUUGCAAAUGAAAGACAAAACUUAAAGUUUCUUGAACCAGUCUUUUUGUUCACUGUUGGUAUUCUUGGCCAUAAAAGAGAAAAUGGAGCGUUGUCUCUAUUACAUAUCAUUAUCAAGAAAGCCAAUCUUUUCAAAAACUGUAAGCUUCAAAAUUUUUAUUUGUGCUUUGCUUUAAAGUGCAUUUGUGAAUGCUCCACAGAAAAUUCAGGACUUCAAUCCCAGAUGAUAAAUUUGCUAGGAACAAACCUAGAACUUCAAGAGUUGGUAAUAACUGACAACAGUUUUCAUACUAAGUUGCUUGUUGAGGCCCUUCAAGUUAACAGCACACUUACUUCUUUAUACAUUUGGGUUCCAUUUUUGGGAGACCAGUUUAUUGUGUCAUUGGCAAAUAUGCUUCAAGUCAAUAAAACUCUGACUACAGUUAGAAUUGAUGCAGAAGGUUUUUUCAGUGCACAUACUGUGCAGCAACUGGCUGAUUCUCUAAUGGUUAACAAAACAUUAAAUUACUUGAUGUUUACGGGGAAUGCAUGGGACAAUGAUGCAGUCAGGAUCUUGACAGGUUAUAUGAAGAGGAGUGAAAGCUUGAGUUCCUUAAAUCUAAAUUGCAGUGACAUUGGUGAUGCAGGAGCCACAGCACUUGCAGAGGUUUUAAGGACCAGCACCACUUUAAACAGUUUGGGCCUUUCUAAUAACCCAGGUAUUGGUAAUCCCAGUGUUAUAUCACUGUGUGAGGCUCUGAAAGUCAACACAACUCUUAGCUCAUUAGAUUUGUCUGGAACUGGUAUUAGUGAUGCUGGUGUUCUUUCUCUUGUGGAAGUUCUCAAAACCAAUGCCAGCAGCCUAACCUCAUUGUUACUGUCAGAUAUCAAAAUAAGUCAUCAAAGUAUAAAGUCUAUUGUAGAAGUCUUGAGAGUCAACUCUACUUUGAAAAACCUUGAAUUUGAAGGAAAUAAGGUUGGUGUUGGUGGAACAAAGUUGAUUGCUGAAAGCCUUAAAGCCAAUACAACCCUGAAACUUCUCAGUCUCUCAAGGAACAACAUCAAAGCUAAAUGUGGCCGUUUAUUUUCUGAUUCCCUCAAAGUUAAUGGGACACUGGAAUCUCUGACUUUGGCAAAGAAUGCCCUUGGUUCUCGUGGUGCCCAACUUCUAUCAGAUGGGCUCAGAGUGAAUACCUCACUUAGACAUCUGGACCUGUCUUGGAAUUCCAUUGGCAGUGAAGGUGCAGAGUCAAUUGCAGAGACCAUCAGAGUUAAUGCUUCACUGACCAGCUUGAAGCUAAAAGGGAACAAUAUUGGUGAUCCUGGAGCCAACAAAGUUUCUGAAGCUCUUAAAGUCAAUGUCUCUCUGGAGGACCUGGAUCUGUCAUUUAAUGCCAUUGGUGCUGCUGGAGCUGAGUCUAUUGCUGAGGCCCUUAAAAGUAAUGCUACUCUGACUAAUUUAGACCUUGGUUCUAAUGUCAUUGGUGAUAAUGGAGCCCAAUCACUUUGUGAGGCUCUUAAGAAAAAUGCCACCUUGACCACCCUGGCUGUUUCUCACAACAAUAUCCAUUCAGCUGGUGCUCAAGCAUUUGAUGAGCUCCAAGGACAUAACAACACCUUAAAGAAAGUAACUUUGAUCAUGAACAAUAUUGGUGACCUAGGUGAUCAUGGGGAUCAAGAAUUUAAUGACGUCCCCAUGGGAAGCUGGCCUAUUUUUCCUAUUUCAUUUGAUCUUUCACUGCGCUGUACUGAUCAAGGAAGCUUUGAUGUAGUUGUUUCUAAAGAGACUUUGAUGCUACCUCAACAAUGAAGCAUUUUGUAGAUAACCAAAUGGAAGGCAAGUUGUAAAAAGCUAAUUUCAUUUCUGUGCUGGAGUUGAUAAGGAUGAC
Messenger RNA from Pocillopora verrucosa, 4102 nucleotides. RefSeq names its product NLR family CARD domain-containing protein 3. Gene Ontology annotation, molecular function: protein binding. NCBI's taxonomy places the organism in Eukaryota, Metazoa, Cnidaria, Anthozoa, Scleractinia, Pocilloporidae. The record is from RefSeq and is a predicted model, not a curated record.